Molecule: messenger RNA, 3259 nt
Organism: Melampsora larici-populina 98AG31
Lineage: Eukaryota; Fungi; Basidiomycota; Pucciniomycetes; Pucciniales; Melampsoraceae
Exons: 8
Coding region: 1-2520 (839 amino acids)
Biological process (GO): DNA-templated transcription; chromatin remodeling; regulation of DNA-templated transcription
Cellular component (GO): HIR complex; nucleus
Molecular function (GO): nucleosome binding; protein binding
Source: RefSeq, a predicted model, not a curated record
AUGAGAAUCAUCAAACCGAAUUGGGUAACCCAUGAAGAUGAAAAAGGAAACCCACAAACAAUCUAUUCGAUCCAUGUUCAUCCAGAUGGAACAAGACUAGCCACUGGUAGUUUACAAAACUUAAUUAAGAUUUGGUCAACGGCUCCUAUCUUGGAUGAAAGUUUAGAAAACCAAUCUGAAGAACUCUCUCCUAGAUUGUUGUGUCAGAUGGAAGGUCAUGAUGGUGCUGUGCUUUGUGUUCGAUGGGCAUAUAGUGGUCGGUUUUUGGCUACUAGUAGUGAUGAUGCCAUUGUUAUGGUAUGGUUUCGAUCUUUAACAGGAAACCCAUCUAAAUCAUUUGGUGCAAAAACAACUAAUAUUGAAGAUUGGAAACCAUGGAAAAGAUUAGCAGGUCAUACAACUGAUGUUACCGGUUUAGCAUGGUCACAUGAUGAUCAAUUCUUAGCUUCGGUAGGAUUAGAUAAUUUAGUUUUGAUUUGGGAUGGAUUAGAUUCGAGUUUUGGUUUAUUAAAAAGAUUAGAUCUACAUCAAGGUUUUGUCAAAGGAGUAGUAUGGGAUCCAGUUGGAGAAUAUUUAGCUACUCAAUCGGAUGAUCGAACGGUUAAGAUUUGGAGAACUAAAGAUUGGAAAUUAGAAGCCGAUAUUCGAGAUCCAUUUGUAGGAUGUCCUACUUCGACUUUCUUUAGAAGGUUAAGUUGGUCACCUGAUGGGGCUCAUAUUGUUACACCUAAUGCGAUGAAUGGUCCGGUGUUUGUUAGUGCAGUUAUCGAAAGGGAUCAAUGGACUAGUGAGAUUUCGUUGGUCGGUCAUGAAAACGUGGUGGAAGUGGCAGCUUAUAAUCCUAAUAUGUUUUUAAAAGAUAAGAACAAACCUAUCGAAGGUCCUAAUAUUUGUUCGGCAUUAGCAUUGGGUGCAAGAAAUUCGAUUUCGAUUUGGUUAACUAGCUUUAGUUCACCGAUUGUAGUUUUACAUGAUGUGUUUGAUCGAGAUAUCCUGGAUUUAAGUUGGGCUUCAGAUGGGGUGACUUUAUAUGCUUGUUCUUCAGAAGGACAUGUAGCUGGAUUUGUGAUUGAUGAAAUCAUGUCGAUCAUUCAUUUAACUUCACCCGAAGUCAGAAAGAAAUAUUUAGAAACUUAUCCAUUUGAAAAACUCAAUCGACGUGUUCAACCUAGAUUACAAUCUGAUCAAAGCUCCAGAAUGAUGUCACCCUUACCGGCCGUCGAACCUUAUCGAACCGGUUCGAUCCCAACUUCUGUUCGUGCUACUUCAGUUCAUCCUCAACAAAUCCCCAAUCUACCUCAACAGAUGACCAUCAUGCCUAAUGGUAAGAGGAGGAUCCGACCAGUUUUCUUGGGUCAAAAUGAAGCUACUAUGAUCUCGGGUUAUACAUCAUCAGUGCCUGAUGGAUUGAUCACCCCAGCAGAACCUUUGGGACUUAAUGGACUUCCUUCAGCAUCCACCACCCACCCACUACGUCCAUCCACUUUAUCGCAUUCUCAUCCCAAUGGACAUCUUCAAUCCGUCAUGGAUCAUCAUCCUAAUCGACGAGGUUCUGCUUUGAUGGUAGAAGAUUCACGGUCUAUGAUUGCGAGGCAAACGGUAGGAACUUCGAUGGCUUCUAAUCCACAAAGCGCAUGGUUGGAAAUCCCUCCUAUCCAACCGUCUUUGAGUGCUACUGCCACACAUCCGGAUACCAACUUGAAAUUAGAAUGUCGAAAUAUAGAUGAAGCUUCUGGAGUGAAAUUUCGAAUGGUGUCAAGUUACUCAGGUCAAGAGUUAUGGUCACAUGAAGUGAUAGGACGACAAGUGAUUUCAAUCUCACUCAAUCCAACCUAUUCAGCCAUUGGUUGUGAUGAUGGUACCUUAUUGGUUUACACACCCACUGGUAGACAAGCUUUACCUACGAUCGCUUUGGAUUCGGCUUGUUGCAUCUUACAACUUAAUCAACAGUUUUUAAUGGCCAUCACUUCUAAUGGAACCAUAAUGAUUUGGAAUGUAAAAGAAGGAAAAUCAGCAGGAUUACCGAUUAGACUAAACGAUUUAUCAAUUCCAAAAGGAUCCAUAACUUCUACCUCGUUAACCUCUAAUGGAUUACCAAUCAUCACAAUCUCGAAUGGAAGUUCAUUUACGUUUGAUCGAGAUCUGAUGAAUUGGGUGAUUUUGAAAGUCAAUGAAGGGAUUGAAGAAAGCUUGUUCGGUCUAGAAAGUAAGUUACAUGGAGAGAUGGUUUUGGGCAAAUCCAAUCAACUUGAGGUUUGUUUGAUGAGUUAUUUAAGGUAUUUGAUGAGACAUGAAUCGGUUAAGAAGAUUGAAGAGUUUUGUUCGGAUCUGUGGAGUGGUCAAGGUGCUUUAUUUAGCGAGCAUCGCAAUCCUUCAGAGGUCAAGUUAAAGUUGAGACAACAAGAUCGGAUUAUGUUAUUAAGGAAUGUGAUUGAAUAUCUAGCUCGAGAAGACGCUUUUCGUUCGAUUUGUGAUGCUUAUCAUAUUCUUUUGAGACAUAUACCAUUGGAUUUGACGUAGUUUUUAAUUAAGAAGAGAAGAUUUAUGAAGCUUUUGGAUGACUCAGGAAAUAGGAUUCGAUCAUCUUCUUUUUUUUGGGUCUAAAGGAAAACGAAAACAUAACUCAUUGGAUUUGUCUGAUUAAUUUGAUGUUGAUUGAUAUUUAAUUAAGGAUUGGAAGGUUUUAGAUUUGGAUAAGUUUUUUUUGGUUUUGGUUUUGUAUAAAUUAUCAAAAAAAAUGUAAGUAUGUAAACAUCAUGAUCACCUUAUUUUUCAUCUCAACAUACAUCAAGAUGAGUUUGUGUUUCUUUUUGUUUAUAAGUAUUUUUAAUUUAUUGUUGUGCUUAUGAUGAUGAUGAUGAUGAUGAUAUUGUUAGCUUGAAUAUAAAUAUAUAUACUUAUAUGUAUAUCGUAAUAUAGGAUCAUUUAAAAAGUAGAUCAUUUAAAAAAUAUUAAAUCAACAUGAAGUUUUUUUGUUGUUUAAAAUAUCUUUAGGUUUAUUUAUUUACCGGAUUUGAUUUGAUUGAAUUUAUGUUUUUUAUGGAAAAAUUCUUUUUUUCUUUGUUUUUUUUUGAAAAAAAUGUUUGGGUAUUUUUGUACAUUUAGAUCAUUCUGGAAGUAUACAUUUAAACAAUUCUGGCAUAGUAUUUUUCUGGAAGAUUUGGGAUUGGAUUGAUUUUUUUCUUUGGUUUUUGGUUUGGUUUAUGAUUUUACAUAGUAGACAGAUGUCAAUGAGUAAUACAUUUGAUGAAUGGUGUAC